CCAUUUGUUCGCGUAUAUUUUCUUUAUAGUAGUAUCAAGAUAUAUGGGAUGAACAAGAUCUACUAUUCUAUCGAUGCUAUUGUAUCGAAUAUUUACGAGCCGAGCGUAACCGGAUAUUUGAUUCUACGAAAUAACAACGCGAAAUUGGAAAAAUUCCUCUUUUUUUGUUCACUCGAUGCAUGGGAAUCGGAGAAUAGAAAAUGUUAGAAAUACUUCUCUUCCGAAACAUUAACGGUAGAAAUAUUGAGUCGAUAGAAACGUAAUCUCGAUUUUUACGAGUAGAAAUACUCGUAUUUCAAGCUUCAAAAUCAUACGCUAUCAUGUACAUGAAAGAGAAUACUAUCUUUAUAAAAUUUAUCAUAAACAAAAUGAUAUAAUAAAUACACGAUGCGCGAAACUUUUGAAACCGUUCAUCCUCGUAGCAGAGUCCGAAAAUCUCGACACAACCGACUCGAUAAUUGACUGGCAAAUCUCUCCAAAUGCGUUUCGAGCUCCCUGUACAUCGGUGCACGCGCUCUGCGAAUGUCGUUUUAUUUCAAAGCUAUGCAAACAAAGGCCGGUAAGAGGGUAUACGAUCGAUAUACGAUAAAAGCUUUUGCGCAACCGUAAUCGCAUCUGUAAUUCUAUAUCAUUUAUAUGGUUGGUUGCGUGCCGGACUAGGCAUUGUAUUCGUAAGUCUCUUUUGUCUUUGGUGAAAUUUUUCCACCUGUGUGAACGAGGCCGAUCCCGGCGUGGAGUGUGGCAGAAAACGCGAAAACGAGUGCGAGGGGUCGAGAGAUCGAAAUCGACGAAAGGGCGAGAGAUAGCGUCGCUUCCGCCGUUCUCGAGCCAGAAACAACAACGAUAUACGUGAGCUAUCCGACAUACGUGCUCGCCGUUCGUUAAAUGAGCGAAACGCGCUUGUUCGACCAAAACAAUGGUCUUGUACGAUGGCUACGUGUAUUGUGUGCGAGCGCAUCAAAGGGCCACGCGAGGCAUAGCAAAAGGGUUCGAACACCAAGGUAAAAGUCGAUUGGAAGUCACGCCGCUCUGUCCUCGGUAUCCAUGCCAUCAACAAUCGUAUCCGGUCGUGGCUAAUUAUUUCCUGCUGCGGAGCAAGAAUCGAGCUUUCUCGAUUCGUCUCUCGAUCGGUUUGUUUCGACGAUCGUCGCUCUUUUCGAAUCGAUCGACCGGCGGACGACUUAUCGGACGACCUUCGAUUCGACGAUUUUAAACGCGUACAGAAAAUCGUGGCGAGAAUUUUAAUGAUCCGAGAGGGAGGAGUUAAGAGGCGACAGAUAGGAAUGUAGAAUUUGGAAGGGAAACUUUCCUUCUCUUUUACUUCUAUACGACUAUGUACGAUUCCAAGAAACAUGCUUUCGCUCUCCCUCUAAAGGGUUCGUUUGUAGGAAAAGUGAAUCAAACAAAACGGUGAGAACGUUUGCACAGGUGGACAUCUCUUGGAGACAUUUCUUUCUUUCUUUCUUCCUUCCUUUUUUUUUUUUUUUUUGAGAUAAAAAAACCCUUCCCUCGUAGCGAUAUUACCACGACGUCUUCGUUUCCCAAAAAAUUGUCGGGCUUAUCGCGAGCAACAGGUUAACAGGUUCGGUCGGAGAUUGUAGGUAGUGUGACAUUAAAAUGUUCACACUUCCAAGUCUGGUUCUCAGCGGCAACGCGCAUUCUGCACGGCUGCCCUUUCCGGCACCACUAUCUUGGAUCGGCGCCUUUGUACGUGACAUUCUCGACGCGUGUACCGGCCAAGGAGGCGAGAUUCCCGUCCACGGAGACGAAAGAUCGAUUCUAGCUUUGACAAUGCUGACUGCGGCCACCGUCUCCUCUACCCACGUGCCCGACAAGUAUCCCAUCGAAGUGUAUCAUAUGCUACAGGAAAAGACUCAAUUCGCUCUUGGACGGGAUAAUCGUAUUAGAGGAACCUGGGGUCCGUGGAGUUCGUGGAGCGAGUGUUCGCGUACCUGUGGCACGGGGAUUCAAUCCCAAUCUCGUGAAUGCGUUCCCUAUCAGCGACUGUUAAGGAAGCGGAGCAUUAUCUCGGAGAAUGGCACGAGCAACUCGCGACCCAUUUGCAUCGGUACAUAUAAGCGAUACCACACGUGCAACACGCAGAAAUGUCCGAACUUCCCGGAGGAUUUGCGGGCCGAACAAUGUGCCAAGUACAACGGAAGAAAUUACAAGGGCGAGAGUUACGAUUGGGUCCCGUUUUUGGAUGCACCAAAUUCUUGCGCGCUCAAUUGCCGUGCCGUUGGCGAGCCUUUUUAUGCAACGCUUGAAUCGGCAGUAAUGGACGGCACACCCUGCGACGCUCCGAAUCUUCGUGGAUAUAAUGCUGGAAUUUCUAUGGAACGCACCGAUCGAUGGCUCUGUGUCGCCGGACAAUGCAAGCCCGUGGGUUGCGACGGUGUGGUAGGUUCCGGAGUCACGAUGGACGCUUGUGGUGUCUGCGGUGGUCAGGGUAAAGGUUGUAGACUGUACGAGGGCAUUUUUAUGGAACCAAUCCUGCCACGGGGUCAUCAACCUGUAACCAGUAUUCCGAAAGGAGCCAUGUCCCUCAACAUAUCCGAACUACGACACAGUAGCAAUUUCUUAGCGUUGAGAGACGGCAACGGUAGUUACAUCCUGAACGGACCCUUGGCUUACAGUCCAAGCGGCACUUAUAAAGCGGCUGGCACGACAUUAACAUACCAGAGGGGUGACAGAAACCGCAUGGAGUGUAUCUUGGCGACCGGGCCACUGAACGAUUCUUUGCAUUUAGAGAUUCUGGCACAGGAAAUGAAUCCUGGAGUACUUUACAAAUACAUGAUGCCGUUCAAUGGAAAGCCAUUAAUAGCACCGCCACUUUUUGCGACAGGAUCCAUCGAUCGUGGCAACGAAAUCCCUGAUUCGGAUGCGCGUGUUGGCCUCACGAUUCCCGUAACCAGAAUAUCCAAUCAGAAAAUCGAUUUAUUACCGACGAUUCGUAAUCAAGAUCGAGCGCGAGGCCGUGAGAGAGGACGAAAGGAGGAGAUGAAGCAUUCCCCGACUACGGUGAUGGCCGGUGAUCAACCGAAGUUAAAGGGCAAGAAAAAGAAACGUGCGCGGUUCGCUUGGAAGAUGUUUGGAUUGACUCCUUGUUCCAAAGAAUGUGGAGGAGGCGUUCAGACAGCUAUCUUCAAGUGCUUCCGCGAGACCAAGCAGAUGAUCGUGAACGACAAACGUUGUCGCAACGUGGGAAAGCCGCAACACCCGCCUCCGUUGCGUUGCAACGACAAUCCUUGCCCACCUAGGUGGAGGGGCGAACCGUGGAGCGAAUGCUCGGUCACCUGCGGCACCGGCACGAGAACACGAAAAUUGGAGUGUGUACAGGAACUAAAAGCGAACUUAACAAUGCGAGUGUUAGACGGUGCGUGCGUACAACCGCCAGACCUUAGGACCGUGGAAACCUGUGCGAAACCGGCUUGCACGAAUAGUCCGGAAUUAAGGCAUAUGCACUCUCAACACGACACGCCCAGAUGGGACGUCGGCGCCUGGGGUCCUUGUUCGACGACGUGUGGGAUGGGAAUUCGAAAUCGAACAGUGACUUGCAUCACGUCAUCGGGAAAUGUCUGUCCGCCGUUCAACAAACCCGAAUCUCAGAAAAUGUGCGAAUCCCCGCCUUGCACUACGUACACUGGUAUGGAGCAACGAACUCCUUGGCUCUACUCGGAAUGGUCGGCCAAGUGUUCGGCCGAAUGCGGUAGCGGAGUGGAAACGAGGCAAGUAGCUUGCGCCGAUGUCAGCGAGUUGUUCUGCAAUCCCAAAGAGAGGCCGGAAACGGAAAGGGAAUGUUUCGGAAGAGGAACGAAUUGCGAUAGCGCGAAAUGGUUCACCGGUCCAUGGACAUUGUGUUCCGUGUCGUGUGGAGUGGGUGUCCAGUAUCGAGAAGUCCUUUGCGUCGCAAGGACGAACAACGAAUUCGUCGUGUUGCCGGCGAGCAAUUGCAGCGGCUCGAGGCCAGCAAACGAACAAGUAUGCAGAGCGGCCGUGUGCACACCGACAUGGUUCACCUCGGACUGGUCGAAGUGCUCGGUGACAUGCGGUACCGGCGUGCAAACCAGACUGGUUCGUUGUAUUCUCGAAGGUGUCAGCAGCUCGAAUUGCGAAGAUGCUGAGAAACCGAGCGACCAACAGGAAUGCAGCCUGGAGCCGUGCAAAAAGGAUGAUCCUACGUCGUUGAUCAAACCGCCCAAAAAAGCGUAUGAAGCAUCGUCGGAAUGCGUUGACAAGCAUCCAGAUUGCUCGGUGGUCGUGAAGAAUGGUUAUUGCCGGAUCAAAUAUUACAAGUAUUCGUGCUGUCGAUGCCGCGAGUAAUCGUUCGACAGCCGAGGACGAGUCACCGUUUCAGGCAGGUUCACCUUUUCCAUGGUCGUGACCGUUUUCAAUUCGAUUAAACUCGUUGCUUUCCUCUUUCAGUUAAAUAUAAACGGGGAAUUCGAUACGGAAUCUUAGCGAGUGAUAAGACUGUGACAAAGAGACGAUCAUGUUAUGUACAAUUUUAUUUAACACGAUAAUCGGCUAAUCCCGCGUAGCUUUAUUCCUUUUAUUAUCUUAUUCCCGCGCGGCACGCUGCGGAGGAACGAUUAUUUAAUUCCACAAGGAAUUCCGUUAAACCCGGAAAGUGGGAUAGUAGGUGAAAAUUCACGAGAAAUCAACUAGUCGUUCGAGAGCCGAAGGCGUUUAAAAGGGAGCACGACGUCGUCGUAUAGGAGAGAGUAUGAUGCGUGUGCACACGUCUGCAGAAACUCGUAUCGUACGGGGCAUGUAUAUGUGUUACGUAUGUAAAUAUCCUCUGUACAAGCGAACAGUUGCAGGGACGUAAUUUUCUCAAUGCAUCGAUCUUGAUCCUGUGUACUUGACACCGAAAUAACUUGAACAACGAUCGAUUCGCAAUUCGAAAUUUCGACUUCGAAGCCAUUCGAUUGCAAACAUCUCGAAAGCAAAACACGUGAGUAUAUCCAUAAAAGCAAAACGGGAAUGAAAAAUUCUUAUCGAAUUUUUCCUAAAUCGUGUGCGAUAUAAUAUUGAAAAUAGCAGGGGAACGAUAAAUAGGUUGGAUCGUCGGUAAAGAACGAGAAGGGAUUAUCAUUGUUACGCCCCUGGAUGAGUUGCGAUCCCAUUUGCAUGCGCGUUCGACGUGAAACCUGUACGCCCAUGUACCCACUUAGGUAAAACCUGCGUGCUUGUGCCCAGACAACCGUGCGUGGACACGACACGAAACGAAACGAACCAAGCACACGAGCUGUCUGGUGUCGCUGCGAAAAGGAGAAGCAAAAACGUUUCGAUCGAUACAACUGCAUGUGCUCUCGAUGUACUUGGAUAGGUAGGCUGUAUUAGUUGCAAAAACAUUAUUUAUGCGCUCGUAUAGGCCAAUCGGACCACGAUGAAUGCGAAUAAUUUUUGUUAAUCGAGCAUUUAAUUAACAUAUCGAGUCGAAUGAAUUCGCCGAUUUUGAUUUACGAACCCGACUUUAUUAACAAAUUCAUUCAUCGCGACAAGGACAGCGCGGUGAACUCAAACCGGAAGCGCGUCGACAUAAUUUUCCCCUCUUUACAUUCUUGUUUUCGACAAGGAACGAGUUUGAGAACGCGUUCGAUCUUUAGAGAAAUAUUUUACGUCUCUGUCGAAUCGAACUUCGCUCGAAGAGCUUUAUCGUGAAACUCGUGUAUUCAUCGUUUUCUAUGUAGUUGAUGUCAACUGAUUUGCCUAUUCUUUAAUGUGCGAACAUAGUUGUAGGAUAAUAACUAUAGCAGUGGUAUCGAAUCAAAUAUACGCUUGUCUCUGUGUAAAAAAUAUAACACUGGUAUACUGUAUACGUAGAAUCGAAUUUAAUUUCCGACAUUUUCUAAUAAAAAUCGCGAGAAGUAUUAUUAUUAAAAUCCACGAAUUACUCGCGCGUAGUGAAGAAACCUUUACAGAGAGGUAUAUGGACGUAGAUUAGUUUAAGUUUAAAUAGAUAACGAACGAUCAAACGGAAAAAAAAACCUCGUGAAAAUUGCGUUGGCAAUCAAUUUCUCAGUGUCAAUUAAAUCGCAUUCCGGUUUGCCUUCUCGACACGAAAGAAGUUUGCGAACACUGUACCAUAUUCCGAUUCGCUUUGUGUCCCUCGAGAAGCUAAAUUUCUGUUGCAAUUCGUUUCAAUAAAAUUUCCGUUUUUCCUUA
Messenger RNA from Apis dorsata (giant honeybee), 6171 nucleotides. Its product is annotated as thrombospondin type-1 domain-containing protein 4-like. The transcript is spliced from 18 exons. The record is from RefSeq and is a predicted model, not a curated record. NCBI's taxonomy places the organism in Eukaryota, Metazoa, Arthropoda, Insecta, Hymenoptera, Apidae. The coding region runs from base 1618 to 4323 and encodes 901 amino acids. Gene Ontology annotation, biological process: extracellular matrix organization. Gene Ontology annotation, cellular component: extracellular matrix. Gene Ontology annotation, molecular function: metalloendopeptidase activity.